Molecule: messenger RNA, 1330 nt
Organism: Paramecium sonneborni
Lineage: Eukaryota; Ciliophora; Oligohymenophorea; Peniculida; Parameciidae
Source: the annotation of a GenBank genome assembly
AUGAAUAAACAAAUUUAAAUUUUUUGCAUCCUGUUUGCAGUUGUUAAUGGGCUGAUAACGUAUGAUUCUGGGUCCAAAUAAUUUAUAGAGGCUGGUAAUAACUGUAAAGAUGGGUAUACAACUACAACAACAAUUUCAUUUUCACAAUCAUUUUAGAAUACACCAUAAGUUUUCAUUUAUUUGACAAGAUGGACAGACACUAUAUUAAUACACAGUUGAAUUCAGGAUAUAAAUUAUUAACCCAACCUUAACAAGUAAUUGAUAUUUUAUAUAUUUAGAUUUUCAAGUUAAGAUAGAUUGUCCUUCUUCAUAAGUCUUUUAUGUUUAUUUUAAUUGGUAUGCAAUUGAUGAUCAACGAGUGCAAGUAAUAAACGUAUUUAAUUUUGAUAACCCUGUCACAAAGACUUUUUCUCAUUAAAAUCCUAAUGCCUUAUAUGGUUUCGUAACACCAAUAAGCUUUAAAGCAAUAGGUAUAGUUGACUAUAACCUUUAAGUAUUUCUUAAUUUUAUUUAGAUAACAUCAAUAACAAAAUCAACAGUUACAGUUGGUUUGACUGGUGAAGCUGGGAAAAUUGAAAAACUCACAUAAAUAGGAUACUAGAUAGUUUUAGGAAUUUAAGAAGUGUUUGAUAUUUUAGAAAUUUUUACAACAGCUUUAUACAAUAGUGGUAGUAUUAACUUAUAACCAAAUAAAUGGUUACUGACUCCUAUUGUGGCUGCUACAAAUCCACCAGAUACCAGUAUUAGACUUUGGCAAAAAUUCACAACCACAGCCACUACUGUGACUUACAAUUUUGAUACAUGUAAUUUAUUUUUUGUUAUUUUAGGGGGUUAUCCAUAUUCUCCUAAUACUCAUAAAAAAAUUUGGAUGUCUAAUAAUGCCAUUAAUUAAUAAUAUAGUAUAGUGUUGUUACUAACUGUCCGAAUAUCAUCUAAAUUUGAUUUAAGUUCCAUCUCAAGUUCCUCAAUUUAAUUACAAAUGCCAUAAAUCAAUUAAAGCUAUAGCUCUAAUGGUGUUUAUACUGCAAUUGUUGAUUAAUCUGACACUCCAGUUUUAAUUAAUGUUCAAAUGAAAUGUUUUAAUGGAAAAAAGUUUAAAAGUUAAUUUAUCAAGUGUAAUGGUUGCUCAGGAAAUAAAUAUCUGUUUAAUCACUUUUGUCAUUCAAAUAUUAAUUAAGUUGCUUAUUUUGCAAAAUUUACUACAGCUACACCAGCCCAUUACGAAUUCAAAAUAACAAUUUCAGAUUCUGAGAUCACAGUAGAUCAAGUAGUUUACCAUUAAUUGAAGACUUCAACUUAAAUACUAAGUAUUUUAGUAUUAAAUUUUUGA